Molecule: messenger RNA, 1413 nt
Organism: Lindgomyces ingoldianus
Lineage: Eukaryota; Fungi; Ascomycota; Dothideomycetes; Pleosporales; Lindgomycetaceae
Exons: 3
Coding region: 1-1413 (470 amino acids)
Molecular function (GO): protein serine/threonine phosphatase activity
Source: RefSeq, a predicted model, not a curated record
AUGGUUGCCGUGAGGGUGGGCUCCCCUUACCCCAGCGCGGAUGCGGUCGCAUCCGAGUUUGACGAGAAAGCGCCCCUUCUCAACCCGUCUUCAGAGGGCCCAUACGCAGACGCACACAUAUCAAGGGCGUGGCUAGUACCGAAUCGCAUAUCGGCGGCCGUUGUUGGGACCGUAAAGGUGUUGCUGACAGCUAUUGUGGCUCCCGGGAGAUACGUGAUCGCAUGCUUCUACGACGACGGCCAUUUUUCUGUCCUUGCCCCUGUGUAUAAGAUAUCGCGUACCUUUACACGUACUCGCCGGAAAGCGACGCCACCAGCCCCAAUGCAGGCAUUCGAUUCUUCAGACGGCAUUGAACCCGGAAAACGAAAGAGCAGAAGACCCAGCGUCCCGCAGUCCCAGGCCAAGAGGCCGACCAAGCGGGCUCCAUCAAUUGCAUCAACUUCCACUGCCAUGACGUCUGACUCGGAAUUAGACAGCGAGCGGCCGCCGACGAGGGAUGAGGACACCGAUGCUCCGUCACGCAACACGCGCUCCAAGUCAGUGGCAUCUUCGGCCAUGGAGGAGAUUGCGCCUGCGAAACGGUCUAUUCGUAUCAAGCUGCACAACGAGGAAGCUCUCAGGCAGCGGAAGGCGAAGAAGAGUCAGGCCCGGGGUGGCCCGUCCAAAGGCGGCGCAAACCAGGUUUCGGCUGAGACUGCAGCGUCACUGAAGUCCCCCACCAGCCCAGCAACUGCAUCGUCCAAAUUGACCAAGUUCCCGCGUGCGCCGCAGCCCCCGCGUCCUUUGGUGCCACGACGCCAGCCGUCUUACUCUACUUCAGGCACAUCUGCCGUCGGGCCGCACCAGAAGACGCUGAUCAUUGAUCUUGACGAAACUUUAAUCCACAGCAUGGCGAAGGGUGGCCGUUAUACGACUGGACACAUGGUUGAGGUGAAGUUACAGCAGCCAGUGGGCCUGGGAGGUACCAUGAUCGGCCCUCAGGUCCCCAUCCUGUAUUAUGUCCAUAAGCGGCCACACUGCGACGAGUUUCUAAAAAAGGUUUGUAAGUGGUACAAUUUAAUUGUCUUCACUGCAUCGGUGCAGGAAUACGCGGACCCCGUUAUCGACUGGCUUGAGGUCGAGCGCAAGUAUUUUACGGGAAGGUACUAUAGACAGCACUGCACGUUCCGAAAUGGGGCCUAUAUCAAGGACUUGGCCCAGGUUGAGCCAGAUCUAAGCAAGGUCAUGAUAAUUGAUAAUAGUCCUAUGAGCUACAUCUUUCACGAAGACAAUGCCAUCCCUAUCGAGGGCUGGAUCAACGAUCCGACCGACAACGAUUUGUUGCACCUCAUCCCCCUGCUUGAAGGCUUGCAGUAUGUGACUGACGUCCGGGCGCUGUUGGCGCUGCGUUUAGGCGAACCUCAGUCGGCCUGA